Phoenix dactylifera (date palm) is the source of this 6400-nucleotide messenger RNA. The record is from RefSeq and is a predicted model, not a curated record. Lineage: Eukaryota; Viridiplantae; Streptophyta; Magnoliopsida; Arecales; Arecaceae.
UGAGUAUAUUAGUGAAAAAUUGCUUCAUAAAUUGUGGAUAAAGUGACCAAGCCAAAUCAGAUCGUAUGGGCAUGUGAAAAGGAAAUUUGAGGCCUUUGAAAGGAAAGCUGCUUGAAUUUAUGUUUAAGGAUCUGGUUUAAGUUAACAUGGAUGAUUAGUUGUUAAAAGGAUCUGGCAGAACCUGCUCUCAUUGUUGUUAACCUUAGUAGGAAUGAUUGGUGAAAAAGGAUUCGUAAAGCCUACAUGAAAUAUGCGAGAUGAGGCUUGAUAACUAUUUUUUUUUAAAUUUGCUUUAAGACUCUUAUUUGAAGAAUUUUGAUUUAUUGUCUUUUGUUCUGUUCUUGUUUCCCUCUAAAUUCGCUCCUUUGAUGACAAAAUUAACACAUCUAAUAUAUUGUUUUGGAAUUAUUUAAACAAUUAAAGUUUCCUUAAUUUUGUAAAUGUCUUAGUAAGUAAUGGAGUCUAGAGAAUUAGUUUAUGCCAUGCUUAACUAAGGAUGGUGAUGGGUACAUUCCGAUAGCUUAGUUGCCUGACAAGGAUAUGACUUAUGAGGCUAUUGAGAUGAGUAAAAUUACAUAUAAAGAAGAACUACUGUAGAUAGUUCAAGAGUCACACUUUACUUAACAUUGUAUGGUUUUAGGGGUAGCAGACAAGCUUACAAAGAACUGGACCAGAGUAGCCAUAGAAAUUGUAAUUUUAACAAAUUAAUUGGGAGAUGGGAGGUUGAAGGAUUGGACAACUGCUUUCAAAAGCAAUGAUAAGGGAUAUUCCUGAAGAAAUGAAAAUUCAAUGUCCUUUAACUUUUGGAGGGAUCGGUAUUGGAAAAUUGGAUAAUUUGUGAUACUUAAGCUGAUGGAAAUUUCAGAAUUUUGACUAAAAUGUAGGAUGCGUUAGUUUUGUUUGGGUUUCAUAAGGUUAAGAACUAGUGGAGCCAAAGUGUGAAAUGGAAAAAAUAAAGAAAAUCUGUACCAUGUGUGGAGGCUUUAAUGCUGUGCGGCACUUGAGGGUUUUCCCUUCCAGUCAUAGAUUCUUUUGUUGAUAAACUUUUGUGCAUCCUGAUGUCACAUGGACCCAAGAGAAUGGUAUAUUUUCAUAUUUUCAUUUCUUAUAUUCCCUAUAUUUUUUAUGAUCUUGCCACAUUAGUCUGCUCAGGAACAGGUUUUUGAGGAAAAACAUGAAUAGUGUUGUGGAUGAAAUUAGGGGGAGAAAUGCAUCUAUUUUGUUAAAUGAAAUGCGACACCCCAAUAAUGGCUAUUUUUUAGGACUGUGGUUGAUGGUGUUCUUUAGCUUUGGAAUGUUGAGUGUAGUUGGAAACCUCCAACCUAGAAGAGUGCCAUGUGAAUAAUCUGUUUCGGUUGUAAACUACUAGGUUUGCUAAUGAAAGUUAGCAACCCUUGUCAUCAGGUGGUGGUUGUAAGGUUAAGUGGGCUAAGAAAUUUGCAGCAGUUUCCUUUUCCUUACUGUGCUGAAUGGCUUUAUGAGAUGGAUGAAUGAGGAUCGUGGUUUAUGGAAUUUGUAGCCUUUCUUGGUCUCUCUCUCUCUCUCUUCUCUGCAUUAAUAAUCAGGCCACAAGUGGUUUAUUAGGGGAGUGAGGUUGAGCUAGUGUUGCCACUUGCCACUUGAGGAGGGAUUGAUGAUUUGCUAACUUGAGUGCCAUGUUCUUUCCUUUUAUGAUUAAGUGUCAUUCAGCAUAAAUGAGAGGCUGAUUACUUUGUCAGUAGGGAAUGAUGAGGUGGAUCUUGUGCUUGAGGCAAGAUUUUUAAAUCCUGAAAUAUCAGUUAUCUUGAUGAGUUACCAAGACCGAGAUGAACCAGGAUGUUGCUUUACUCAACUGAUGUUGUAAGUAGGGAAGUUUAGAGGGAACCAAGAUUUUCUGAGAUCUUGGCUGAUAUUUUAGGACUGGGAGAUUGAAAUCUUUUCCGACAUGCUAAAUCUAAUGCUACCAACAAUAUCAAAAUAUUAAUUUCGAUAUUUAUCAGCUAAAAAUAAUUUGAAAAAUAAAAAAUGAUUGAAAACUAUUGAAUGAUAUGAAUAUAUCAUAUUGAACAAUAUCAUGAUUUUUAUAAUUUAUAUCAACCAACAUAAUAGGCCCAAGAUUUUCACAUAUAUUGUAUUAGCGGGUGCCCAACACCAAUACAAACCAAGAUCUUGGCGAAGAUGAAAACCUUAGCUUGAGGUUUUAAUGCUGGGCAGGAAGUGAAAAUUGGGAACAUGGUGUGCAAAUGAAGAACAAUAUAAUUUUGUCUUUGCGUUUUUGGGUUUGAUGAUUCACAACUCAGAAGGUCAGCCUUGGUGCAACAAUAUGUUUUCUCCAUCGUGACAUUGUGACCUAGGUGCUUCGAGUUCAAAGCACGGAAACAAUUUAUUGCAUGUGAGGCAAGGUUGUAUGCAUCUAGCCCUCCCUAGACCCCGUAGUAGUGGGAGCCUGUGCACUAGGUCGCACUUUUUUUUUUUUCUUUUAAGGAUUCACAACUAAGAUGUCUUGCCCAAAGCUGUCAUGUAACCUUUAAAACUUUACUAGAUAAGCAUCUACCCUGCAAGGAUACAACGAAUCAUACAUGGAGCAGCAGUUUCUCUCUAGCUAGUAGAUGCAUGCUUUUUCUAGAAGGUUGGAAGUGGUGAACCAUCAUAUACUUGGAGGAAGCCAGGAACAAGUCACAAUUCUUUUUUUUGGCCAUAGCUUAUGUUGACUAAGAAUUUCUGGGGUCCGCAUCAAUUUACUUCUGUAAUUUAUAACGCAUGGCUGCUUGUUGUAGAGAGAAACUAAAGAGUCGGUCUUCAUAUAUUCUGCACUGCCAUUCAUUUGUAUCUAGGCAGGAUCCUCUCCGACAGCAUGCUAAAAUAUUUUCGAUUUUUUCUCAGAGAGUUUCUUGUAAUCUCUGUGGCGGAACAACAAAUAGGUAGAACCUUCAAAUGAUUUAAGUAGUUACAAGUAGACAAUUAAGCAAUAUGCACUAAAUCCUAAAGGUUUGCCUGCUUCAAAGAUGCUUCAUGAAUACAUACUGGUAUCCUGAUUCUAAUGCAAGGUACCAUUCUGUUCCAUGUAGAUUAUUUGCAAUCUUUGAAUUCAUGACAUUUCAUUUGAUUAUAAUAUGGAAAUCUUCCUGCUGAUUGUUCUGGGGAUUGGCACUUGUUUAUUUUUUCUGUACAGAGUAACAGAGCACAGGUUUAAGUGGUUCCCUGCUCCUUUUGUUCAUGUUCUGUAAUUAUCUUUUUGUCUAUCAAGAGUGAAAUAGAUUUUGCAGGAGCUCCUGUCAUCACAAGUGCAAUUUAAACCACAUCGUUGAAUAAAAAUCUUGUUAGGCAUAAGCUCUCAAUCCCACUGAAUGGUCGGAAUGACAAGUGGAUGGGGAAAAAUGCUAUGCAUCAGGUGAGCGCAUACAAAUUUCACACAGGGUACCCGCUUUCCUGUAAGAUUUGCUCCUUGGUAUCUCAUCUAUUCGUUUAUGGCAUAUUGACAUUACCCUCUUAGUAGCAUUGUCAUUUACUGAUGUUGUGAGAACUGGAGAAGCACAGAAUUGUAAUGGAUAGGGGAAAAAAAGGAUCUUUUCUGUUGACAUCAGCCUUUACGGCAAGAUGGUGCACUAAAAUUUGGGUCGUCACUUAUUAGUUGAUCCUCUUCACUCAGUGGAACUAAGGAGAUGAAACAAUACCUGGGAAAUGGAAGUGGAUAUUGCUCCCAGAAAUAAAUACAUUGGCAAUUGAUUAAAGAAUAUUAGACUUGUCUACACCCUUUCUAUAUGAGCAUGAAUCCUCUGCGAUGUAUGGUUUGUACUGCUGCAGCAGAGUGUUGUACAGCGCUCGAUGGUUGCUAUCAAAAGAUGGACGGGCCACCUUGCAUGUCAUGCAAGGCUUGCCUUGUUUGAUGGCUAUGAUCGAGUGUUACACAGUAUUCAAGUCUUGUUUGAUUGCUAUCAUUGAGUGUUGUAUAGCAUUCUGCGGUGUAAGAAGUACAGUGCAGAGAAUCUUGGAUCUUUUACUACAUCCAAGAAUGUUUUACCUUUUUCUUUUUUAGAAAGUUGGUUCUUCUUUGCAUCUUGGAUUGCGAAAAGAAUGGCGACAACCUUAUAAUUCGGGUGACCAAGGGAGACAUCUAGGAUGAGUAAUCUUGUGUCAUGUUUGUAUUUCCUCUUUUUAAACAGUGAGUACUAGAAUCUAAUUGUUUAAGAUUGGAAGUUAUUGAAAAAAAUUGAAAAAGUAUAAAUAUUUUAAAAAAUUAAAUACGAACAUAUUAGCAAAUAACUAAAACUAAAAUUAAUUAUUAUUUUAUAAUAGUUAUUAGCUACUUUGUCGGUGCAUAUUACCCAAUAUUGGGGGUGAUUGCCAUCAUAUUACCCGAUAUUUUUAUUUUUUAUACUAGUAUCCUCUGUUUGCUACUUUCCAAGAUUGUCAUUCCAAAUCAUGAUUAAAGAUUAACUUUCGAUAGAAAUAUAAAAUUAUUUAUAUCAUUUUGCUAAAAAUAGUUUUAACAGCUGAUUAGUGAUAAAGAUAUUGGUCCAGAAAAAGCUAUUUAAAAGGCCAUUGAUGCAAAAUAUAAAAUUAUAGAAUUAUAUGUAACAUUCAAAACUUUGGAGAGGCAUGUCUUAUGCAUAUGCUAAAAAACUUUUUAAUUUUUACUGGCAAACAUAGAAAAAUAUAAUUGUAAAAAUUGUUCAAAAAAUCUCAGCCGAUUAUUAAUUUAGCGUGGCCCAGUCCAUCAGGACACUCGGUUUAUGUAUCGGAUUCAUACGUCCCCGACUCCGACUGUUACCGAAAAAAACGCCGAUACUGCUACAAACUUUAAUUAACGGUUUGGUUUAAAAAUGACGGUCGCGAGGGGGCUCUCCAUAAAGUCCAGGGACCAAGGAGGCUCGUCUUCUUCGUAUCUCGGUGUCUCCAAAUGUGGCGGCACGACGCCUCGCCGAGAAAUCAAGAACCCGUUCAAAGCCUUUCAGAAGUUGGUGGUAUCCUCAUCCAGAUGCGACAUUGGAAUGCAUGGGCUUGAAGAUGAGAAUCAUGUAUCUGUUCGUUCUCAGCCAAGAAAAGUGCCGUACAAUGAUUCUGGUGAUGAAUCUAUUUCUGAUGAGGAGAAUGCUGAAUUUACAAGACUUUCCUUCACCUCUGCUGCUGUCAAAGUUCAAGGAAGUUACAAUUAUAAUUUUGAAAGAAGGAACCAAGAUGAAGCAUGUGCAUGGUCUGCAGUUACAGAGCAAGUCAACGAGUUAGCUUGUUUACAUACGAAGACUCCCAGUCCCUUGAUUCCCUCUGAUGUAUAUGAAGUGAAGAAAGGUCACAAGAUUGGCAGAGGUAGAGCCAAGCCCAAAUUUUCAAUUCAUUCCCAGUCACAUGAUGAGGGGCUUCCCUGGUUUCAUGAGGUGAAUGGAAAAAAUGAAGAUUUUUUCAAGGAGAAAGAAAAUGAUGAACUGUCUGCUGAGUUAUUGUCUCAUGAGCAAAGAGGAGCUUUGCUUUCAAUAUCCGAGCUGCUGGAUAAUUUACAAGACAAGGAUGUUCAAUCUAAUGGGGCUUCAAACUUGUUGAUGAAGGAUGUUAAAACAAAGAACAGGGGGGGCCAUUUUGCUGGAAAAAGAAUGUUGCCUAACUUAGGUACAAGAACUCUUGACAAUGAAGAUCCCCUCGAGGUUAUAGGAGGUGGAGUGUCUAGUGAGGAUGAGGCAGUUGAUCGAAACAAUUUAAGUCUUGCAACUCAAAAAUCCAAAGAACCGACAAUGACAGAUUUAUUUCAGGAAGCUUUUAGUUCAUCUACAGUGGAGGGACCCUUAUUUCCCACUAGUAGGCUGGCAGGGACUGGAUAUCAUGGGAGGCUCCAACAGAUUAUGCAGAUUGAAAAAGAUAAGCAUCUGGAAUUCUUGAAGCAGCUACAGACCGGACAAAGUCCAUUAAGUGGUUCAACGUGCAUCAAUGUGCAGAUUUUGUCAAGAUCAUUGGAAGCAAAGUUGACAGUUUGCCAUUGCUUGCUUGAUGAAAACAAGAGUUCCUCAUGUGGGAAAGGCUCCCACAAAUGCACUGAUGAUAGAGGAACCCUAAGGCAAACAGUUAUUUUCAGUUCAAAGAUAUGUGACAAUGUGGAGCUUGACGUAGGAAACUUGGUUCAUAUUCACCCACCAUGGAAAGAAGUACAGGUUAUAGCUUCUCGUGGAAUCAAGUCAAAUUGUAUUCUUCACCAAACCAGCCUAAAUCUGUUGUGCUAGCAGUCUGUAAUCAUCUGUGUUGUUUAAGUAUUAUAGGGGCCACCAUCUGGAGAGCCAACCUGAUUUUCUGUGGGAAAUAUGAUGGAUACCAUGCUCGUACUUUUGGAACUUAAGGCUGGGUUUGCCCUUGACAAGGAAGCUGAAGUGUUGUUCAAGUUGUUGAACUCGCUCGCUUCUCGCUCUCUAUUAUCUAACAGGGAUUUUACAUGAAA